AUGGGUUACCUUUACUACCUUCUACACCCUUACCAGCUUCGGUCCAUUAUUCAAUGGAAGGUCUGGCAUGAUCCCGUCCACGAGCGCGAUCCCAGCACCGAGUCACCAGAGCUGCAAGAAUGCUUCCGUUACCUCAACUUGACAAGUCGCAGUUUCGCGGCUGUCAUUCAAGAGCUUAACCACGAACUCCUCGUCCCCAUCACUCUCUUCUACCUCUGCCUCCGUGGCCUAGACACCAUCGAGGAUGACAUGACCUUGCCACUGGAGAAGAAGAUCCCUCUUCUUCGAAAUUUCCAUACCACUAUGAACGAGGAUGGUUGGCAAUUCCAUGAGAGUCAAGAGAAGGACAAGGAGCUGCUGGAGCACUUUGAUGUCGUCAUCACCGAGCUCAAGAAGAUCAAGGCCCCCUAUCACGAGAUCAUCACAGACAUGACUCACAAGAUGGGUAACGGUAUGGCUGACUACGCCGAGAACGAAGAGAUGAUCAAGAACGGUGUGCAGACGAUUGAGGAGUACGAAUUGUACUGCCAUUAUGUUGCUGGUCUCGUCGGUGAAGGCCUAACACGCCUCUUCGUCGAAUCUGAGCUUGCCAACCCCAAGCUUGCCGAGCGUCCUUCUCUUACAGAGUCAAUGGGUCAGUUCCUCCAGAAGACAAACAUCAUUCGAGAUCUUCACGAGGAUUGGCAAGAUGGCCGAAGGUGGUACCCCAAGGAGAUCUGGAGCCAGCACGUUGAUAAGUGGGAAGACAUGUUCAACCCUGCCCAACAAACAAAGGCUAUUGAGUGUGUCUCCCACAUGGUUCUCGACGCACUAAAGCACUCCGAGGAGUGCCUCUUCUACAUGGCGGGCAUCAAGGACCAGAGUGUUUUCAACUUUGUCGCCAUUCCCGAAGGCAUGGCCAUUGCCACAUUGGAACUCGUCUUCCGCAACCCCGAGGUUCUCAAGAGGAACGUCAAGAUCACAAAGGGCGAUGCCUGCAAGAUCAUGUUCGAAUGCACACAGAACCUCUUCACCGUGUGUGAGGUCUUCAAGCGAUAUACCCGAAAGAUCGCCAAGAAGAAUGACCCUCGCGACCCCAACUUCCUUGCCAUCAGUGCUCAAUGUGCAAAGAUCGAGCAAUUUAUCGAGACACUGUUCCCCAAGCAAGAUCCCAAGAAGCUCACUCUUACUCAAGCCCAAGCGCAAAACAAGGAGCCCACCAUGGAUGCUGGCGAGGCCGUUGUUCUCUUCGGCGUUGUCAUUGCAGCCUUGGUCUGUAUUUCGGGUCUCAUGCUUGGUACCGCUUGGUUCUUUGGAGCCAGGUUCGAUCACAUCUUUAGGGAAGCUAGCGUCUUCCUACCGAGUCGCGAAAAGGCCAACCCCAUGAUUACGGGUCACGAAGAAUUGUAG
This is a messenger RNA of Fusarium pseudograminearum CS3096, 1389 nucleotides long. RefSeq lists its product as uncharacterized. Gene Ontology annotation, biological process: farnesyl diphosphate metabolic process; ergosterol biosynthetic process. The coding region runs from base 1 to 1389 and encodes 462 amino acids. Gene Ontology annotation, cellular component: endoplasmic reticulum membrane. The transcript is spliced from 4 exons. The record is from RefSeq and is a predicted model, not a curated record. Lineage: Eukaryota; Fungi; Ascomycota; Sordariomycetes; Hypocreales; Nectriaceae. Gene Ontology annotation, molecular function: squalene synthase [NAD(P)H] activity.